AUGCAUUUUUUUAGAUUGUUUGGUGCACAGACCAGUUAUAUUAACGUGAAAAUAAAAAAUAUAAUGUUAUUAAAAUUAAUUAAAAUAAAUGAUAAUAAAAUACAAAAAAAUGGGAAAUUUCAUAGUUAAAGUACGUUUAGUGCAGCAAAAAAAUGGUGAAUUUGUGGUAACCUUAGUUUAGCUACAAUAACUUCUUAAUGUUUAUGUAUUAAUAUAUACAUUUUGUGCAACCAUUUCUCUUUUAACAGACGAGAAGGACAAGGUGGAGAAGCAAAAAAAGAAAAAGAAGAAGAGCAGGGUUGGCUCUUUUAUCAGAGCUGCCCUAAAAUGGUUUUGCUUCUCUCCAAGAAAUGAGCCGUUUCAACUUUCAUCCUCUGAUGACUACGAGAAUGAGGUCUAUCAGAAAAUGAUGGUGAAAGUGGAAGAAGAGAAGGAGAUGAUGGAGGAGGUGGUGGAGAAGGUGGAGGUGGUGGAGAAGGUGGAGAAAGUGACAAAAGAAGAAGAUAAAAUUUUGGAGAAAGAGGAGGAGGUGGUGAUUGAACUGGAGGAGGUGAAGGAGAAAGAGAAAGAUAACACAAAUGAAGAGAAGCCAGAGGAGGAAGGGAAGCGAAAGAGAAAAAAGAAAAACAUCAGCAGCCGAUUGUCAGAGGAGGAGUUUUGGAGGAGGAGGAAAAUAGAGGAGGAGAGGGUGGAGGAGAAAGAGGAGGAGGUGGUGAUUGAACAGAAGGAGUUGGAGAAAGAGAACAUAAAUGAAGAGAAGCCAAAGGAUGAGGAGAACAUGGAAGAGGAGAAAGUGAAAAAGAAAAGGAGGAGGAGGAGGAGGCCAAGAAACUGCAGUGUGGAAGAGGAGGCGGUGAAAGAAAACAAAAGUGAGGAGGUGGAAAAGAAUGAAGAGAAAGAGAUGAAUAACAUUGAAAUAGAGGAGAACAUGGAAGAGGAGAAAGUGAAAAAGAAGAGGAGGAGGAGGAGGAGGCCAAGAAACUGCAGUGUGGAAGAGGAGGUGGCGAAAGAAAAUGAAAGUCAGGAGGAGGAAAAGAACGCAGAGGAGAAAGAGAUCAAUGACAUUGAAAUAGAGGAGAACAUGGAAGAAAUGAAAGAGAAAAAGAAAAGGAGGAGAAGGAGGAGGCCAAGAAACUGCAGUGUGGAAGAGGAGGUGGUGAAAGAAAAGGAAAGUGAGGAGGUGGAAAAGAACGCAGAGGAGAAAGAGAUGAAAGACAUUGAAAUAGAGGAGAACAUGGAAGAGGAGAAAGUGAAAAAGAAAAGGAGGAGGAGGAGGAGGCCAAGAAACUGCAGUGUGGAAGAGGAGGCGGCAAAAGAAAAUGAAAGUGAGGAGGUGGAAAAGAACGCAGAGGAGAAAGAGAUGAAUGACAUUGAAAUAGAGGAGAACAUGGAAGAGGAAAAAGUGAAAAAGAAAAGGAGGAGGAGGAGAAGGCCAAGAAACUGCAGUGUGGAAGAGGAGGCGGCGAAAGAAAAUGAAAGUGAGGAGGUGGAAAAGAACGCAGAGGAGAAAGAGAUGAAAGACAUUGAAAUAGAGGAGAACAUGGAAGAAAUGAAAGAGAAAAAGAAAAGGAGGAGAAGGAGGAGGCCAAGAAACUGCAGUGUGGAAGAGGAGGCGGUGAAAGAAAACGAAAGUGAGGAGAUGGAAAAGAAUGGUCGAAGAUGGCCGAAGCUGCAUUUAGAGAAGGAAAGACAAUCAUAUGUUCAUGUUCAAUAAAGUUGUGUUGUACAAAAAAAAAAAAAAAAACAGUGUGUUGUGUUUAUCUGCUUAAUCGUCUGUUUCAAAAGUGUUGAAGUUUGUGUCUGGUGUUGUGUUGAUGAUUAUUCCCAUUUCAAAAAAACAAUUUAGAGUGUAUUUACUAUGUAUAUUAUACAUGUAUAUUACAUACUAGCAU
This is a messenger RNA of Danio rerio (zebrafish), 1892 nucleotides long. The record is from RefSeq and is a predicted model, not a curated record. Lineage: Eukaryota; Metazoa; Chordata; Actinopteri; Cypriniformes; Danionidae.